Molecule: messenger RNA, 805 nt
Organism: Papaver somniferum (opium poppy)
Lineage: Eukaryota; Viridiplantae; Streptophyta; Magnoliopsida; Ranunculales; Papaveraceae
Exons: 2
Coding region: 75-623 (182 amino acids)
Source: RefSeq, a predicted model, not a curated record
CUCUUAUUAACACGUCGAGCAAUCCAAGUUGGAGAGGAAGCGAGUCAAAUUCUAGAGUGAGAAUUUUUUCAACAAUGGCUGAAGUAAUGCGAUCAUCAUCAUCGGAGUCUGUGGUUUCCAAGAAUAAUAGUAACAAAAAGAUGAAAUUCUUAUUAGAUUUUGUUGCAUGUUAUCGACCACCUACAAAGAAUCCAACUAUAAACCCAUCUCCUUCUUCUUCUAAACUCGUCGAAGAAAAGGAGGAUACGACGACGUUUUCACCCGUCGUCGUCGGCAAUGAUAAUCAUACCGAUAAUUCUUCUACAUCGGCGUCACCUGUGAAAAAACGGGCAACGAAAACGAUGACGAAAUCCAAAUCAAUGUCAUCUCAAUGGAAGCCUUCUCUGACUGCAAUAUCUGAAGAUAAAAUUGUCCAAAUUGUUGUGAAAAAUGUUGAACGUAUAACAACGACGGUUAGAUCAAGAUCACUUGAUAAAAAGAUCGGGGCAGGCAAUGAUAAUUCAAGGGCUAGGAUUCGUUCUAGUGAUCGUCAACGUCGGAAUCAAAGAUCAGACAAUGAAUACCGGCGAGAUCCAGUGCCGGUUGUACUACCCUCAUUCUCUCCGACCGCGUUCUUGUUUUGAUUCGUGGAGCUCAGAACAGUCGGGGACUCCUAAAUCUGCAAUUUAAUUUUUUUUUUCUUCCUUCUCUCAUUUUCUCGUUUUGACGACUUUUGUGCGUGUGGUACAUAGAAAAUGUAGAAGUCUUAAGUUUGUGAUAAAUGAAUGUAUAUAUUAUCAUCUUAUCGAUCACUGUAGAUGAAUGA